This is a messenger RNA of Clonostachys rhizophaga, 837 nucleotides long. NCBI's taxonomy places the organism in Eukaryota, Fungi, Ascomycota, Sordariomycetes, Hypocreales, Bionectriaceae. The record is from the annotation of a GenBank genome assembly.
AUGUUUGGCACGUGGAAGUACGACCCCGAGACCGACGAGGUCCAGAACCUGCGUCAGGCCUUCGACCCCAUCACAGCACGAUCAAGCCAGCACCAGGCAUGCAACCGCUGUCACGAGAAGAAGCUCAAAUGCAGUGGGGAGAAGGACGGCUGCGAACGGUGUGCAGCCAACAAGCUCCAGUGCGAGUACACCCGGUCCAGCUCCAGAGGCUCCCGCCGGGGCAAGAAGAACCGCGUCAGAUCUACCGAAGGUGCAGCAGCAGCCAGGGAGGACUCCCCGUCCAACCCUCCUCCGCCGCCGCGUAGAUCCCACAGCAGAAGCAGCCAGCUCUCGCCAAACCAGCCUACAACAUCUCUGUCAACCAGGGCAGCUAGGCCCGCCGCGCCAACACCGACACCCCCGCUGCAGCCGCCAGCAGAGUACGACCAGGAGCGCAUGCUGGACCGCCUCGACUUCUCGCUGCUGCAGCCCGAGGACAGCUUCGACCUGGGCUCCCUCUCGGACGCCCAGUACGCCGGGGGCUUCAUCCCGACGACGACCCUGGCGACGUGCGGCGCCUACCACGCCCAGGCGAUGACGGCGACCUCACCGCCGAUAUUCCACCACCACGAUGCUCCGCGCCAUGACAGCGACAGCUACCAGGCGUGGCACCAGCAAGGCUUCGUGCAAGUGCCACCACCACAAGCCUCAGCGGCCGCCAUGGGGCAUCCACAUCUGGCAACCUCCGGGCAGGGGUACGCCGUGCCCAUGAGCACCUACACGUACCAGCCGGGCUACCAGAGCCAGUUAGACCCUCGAUACCAAUGGGUCCACCGGGGGGAUGGGGAAGAAAGGUAG